CGCGGGGCGGGCGCAGGGGCGGCGGCGGCGGCUCCUUGCAGCUGUCAGCGCCCGCUUCUCUGGGGCCCGGGCGUGCGCCGACCACCGCGGUCGCUGGGCUGGGCCGGCUCUGUCAGCGCCUCAGGGUGAGGGUGCCGUGGUGCUGAUCUGUUCCCUUCCUUCCCUCUCCCCGGUCCUCUUUUAUUCCCCCGUCCCCCCAAACCCCUUUUCCUGCCUCCCUUCCGCCCGCCCAUCGCUGACAUCCUCUGGUCACCUCCUCUUCACCACCCCCACCUCCGCGGGCUGCGCGGCCCCCCGCCGCCUCUGCGAGCGCUGCGCACAUCGCCCGAGCCUGCUGCACCGAGCGAAUGUAUGAAAACAUGUCCACAAUGGUGUAUUUAAAAGAAGAGAAGUUGGAGAAGCUUACUCAAGAUGAAAUUAUUGCCAAAACUAAGCAAGUGAUUAAUGGACUAGAGGCACUGAAGAAUGAACACAAUUCAAUUUUACAGAGCUUACUUGAAACACUGAAGUGUUUGAAGAAAGAUGAUGAAACUAAUCUGGUUGAAGAAAAGUCAAACAUGAUUCGAAAGUCACUGGAAAUGCUGGAGCUUGGCCUUAGUGAAGCACAGGUGAUGAUGGCCUUGUCAAAUCACUUAAAUGCAGUAGAAUCAGAGAAGCAGAAAUUGCGUGCUCAGGUUCGCAGACUAUGCCAGGAAAAUCAGUGGCUACGGGAUGAGCUAGCCAAUACCCAACAGAAACUACAGAAGAGUGAGCAGUCUGUGGCACAACUGGAGGAAGAAAAGAAGCACCUAGAAUUCAUGAAUCAAUUAAAAAAAUAUGAUGAUGAUAUUUCACCAUCAGAGGAUAAAGAUACGGAUUCUGCCAAAGAGCCAUUGGAUGAUUUAUUUCCCAAUGAUGAAGAUGAUCAAGGACAAGGAAUUCAACAGCAGCAUAGCAGUGCAGCUGCUGCUGCCCAACAAGGUGGCUACGAAAUUCCAGCAAGAUUAAGGACCCUUCAUAAUCUUGUAAUUCAGUAUGCUUCCCAAGGUAGAUAUGAGGUUGCUGUACCUCUCUGUAAACAAGCUCUUGAAGAUCUGGAGAAGACUUCGGGUCAUGAUCAUCCUGAUGUUGCCACUAUGUUGAACAUACUUGCUUUGGUGUACAGAGACCAGAACAAAUACAAAGAUGCAGCAAACCUCCUGAAUGAUGCCUUGGCUAUCCGUGAAAAGACCUUGGGCAAAGAUCAUCCAGCGGUGGCAGCAACUCUAAACAAUCUUGCAGUACUUUAUGGUAAGCGAGGAAAGUACAAAGAAGCUGAACCAUUGUGUAAGCGAGCUCUGGAAAUCAGAGAAAAGGUCCUGGGGAAGGAUCACCCUGAUGUUGCCAAACAGCUCAAUAACUUGGCUUUACUAUGCCAGAACCAGGGUAAAUAUGAGGAAGUUGAAUACUAUUAUCAGAGGGCACUGGAAAUUUACCAAACUAAGCUGGGACCAGAUGAUCCAAAUGUUGCGAAAACAAAGAACAACCUGGCCUCCUGCUAUCUAAAACAGGGCAAAUUUAAGCAAGCAGAAACUUUAUACAAAGAGAUUCUUACUCGUGCUCAUGAACGGGAAUUUGGCUCUGUAGAUGAUGAAAAUAAGCCUAUUUGGAUGCAUGCAGAAGAGAGGGAAGAAUGCAAAGGAAAGCAAAAAGAUGGCACAUCUUUUGGGGAAUAUGGUGGCUGGUACAAAGCCUGCAAAGUUGACAGUCCAACAGUAACAACUACCUUAAAGAACCUUGGGGCACUUUACAGACGACAGGGCAAGUUUGAAGCUGCUGAAACAUUAGAAGAGGCAGCAAUGAGAUCUCGUAAACAGGGUCUUGACAAUGUUCAUAAACAGAGAGUUGCUGAAGUGCUGAAUGACCCUGAGAGCAUAGAAAAAAGACGGAGCCGAGAAAGCCUCAAUGUCGAUGUGGUAAAGUACGAGAGCGGUCCCGAUGGAGGCGAGGAAGUGAGUAUGAGCGUAGAGUGGAAUGGGGAUGGCACUGGAUCUUUAAAACGCAGUGGUUCCUUUAGCAAACUUCGUGCUUCCAUUAGACGCAGCAGUGAGAAGCUGGUUAGAAAGCUGAAGGGAGGAAGUUCACGAGACAGUGAACCAAAGAACCCAGGCAUGAAGCGUGCCAGUUCUCUGAAUGUUCUUAACAUGGGUGGCAAGGCUACUGAAGAUCAUUUUCAAGAACGAAAUAAUUGUCUGACAGAUUCGAGAGCUCUGAGUGUCAGUCAUACUGAUUUGGCGCAUUGAGAUUCUUGGACAGAAGCUAGCUAAUAUUCCUUUGUGAAUAAAGAAGCACUGAGACCUUCAAAGCUUUGGUUCCUCAUCACUAUGUAUAGGAACACCUCCUUUAUAGAUGUUUUAUUUUCCAAUGGACUGCUGUUUUUACUUUUCUACGUAGGGGUGUUUUUAAACACAGCAUUCGUGGGUGUUCUCUGCUGAAGGAAAACUAUAUCUUGCGCAUUGCACUGCUCCCAUUCAUGCUACUUAAGUUGAUUUCUUUCAUGGCUCUGAAUAUUACAGCAGCCAAAAAAGGAAAAAAGGUAAAAAUACAAACAUAUUUAAAGCAUACCAAAAUGUAAAGAUGUUUUAAGAUGUAGGCAAAACUAAAUCUGUAGCAGGAGAUAUAUACAGUGCUAGAAUGAAAGAAGGAUAAAUGUAUAUGCAUUGCUGUAUAUAUUCAGAUUGAGCAUACUGUGGUGGUGAUGCUUUCCUCUGCACCACUACUUGUAACAUUAGAAACCUGAGCUGGCAAAACAGCACUUAGCCAUGGCUUGCUUAACCACUAGACUAUUAAAUCUUAGAGAUGGCUGGGGUUCCAUCACCUAUGGAUAACAUGAAUAGCAAUACCUGUGACUGUAACUUUGAUACUUACUGAUGUAAGUCUUAGGGCACAGUAGUUGGAGUCAAGAUGGUUCGUGUUGAUCAGGACAAAUGGCACAUAUGUUGACCUUUACCUACAGUUGAAGAGUACUGAAGCUUUGGACUGCAACUGUCCUGGAGCAGCUGCUGUUGCUCUUGGGGAAACAUCAAGCCUCAGGAUUUUCUUGCUUGUUCACUGGAAUUCACAGUCCCACUCUGUUUGCUGAAAGUGCUCCAUCAUUUCUUUAUGCUGAUCCCAAAUCUUGCCUUUCUCCGUGAUAGCUGAUGCAGCAGAAGCAGGAAACUGCAUGCUAGGCUGUUACACUGUGGAGAAGCUGCUGUGCAAAGGACCACUCAAAUCUGAAGGGCCCCAGUGGAAGCUCUAGAUGGCUGUAAGUGGCAAGGAACUCGCUUGGCCACAUGUCCAUGUUAAAUCCACUCAUGUUAAUAAGUAUGUAUGCUGUCUGUAUACAGGACUGCUGCUGGAACUAUCUAUGUUUUAAGUAUUUUAUAGACACUAGUACCUUCCUCCUGCUUUUCUGUAAAGCUUGUCAUUUAGUUAAUUUUUUUUUUCUUUUGGUAAAAAUUGUUACUUUUGUGAGGUUGGAUAAGAAAGUAAAACAAAAACACACCUAUGUGUGUACAAAUGUA
Messenger RNA from Pogoniulus pusillus (Red-fronted tinkerbird), 3524 nucleotides. It is a transcript of the gene KLC1, whose product is annotated as kinesin light chain 1. Gene Ontology annotation, biological process: microtubule-based movement. Gene Ontology annotation, cellular component: kinesin complex; cytoplasm. Bases 348 to 2261 code for a protein of 637 amino acids. Gene Ontology annotation, molecular function: kinesin binding. Lineage: Eukaryota; Metazoa; Chordata; Aves; Piciformes; Lybiidae. The record is from RefSeq and is a predicted model, not a curated record. The transcript has 16 exons.